Molecule: messenger RNA, 1874 nt
Organism: Venturia canescens
Lineage: Eukaryota; Metazoa; Arthropoda; Insecta; Hymenoptera; Ichneumonidae
Exons: 2
Coding region: 470-1216 (248 amino acids)
Source: RefSeq, a predicted model, not a curated record
UUGUAGUUGUAUUUUGCGCCUCUUCUGAUAGACCACGAUGUAGUUCCCUCUACUAUUCCCGAAUCACCACACGCUUUAAAGUCAACAAGAUACUCUUUUGUCUCUAGCUGACCUCUCCUAUAUUCAUGUUCAUUCUUCUUUUGUGUGCUAAAGAAGUCACACACAAUCGGUAAAAUGACACUGAAUUAUUCAAGUGAUAGCGAGAAUAUAGAGAAUGUCCUUGAAAAGAGAUUGAAGAGACUGGAAAAAAUGAUGAAGAAGAAAAAACAUAAUAAAAAACGGAAAAGUAAGUAAGCAUCUGUUUACGUUCGUUACAGAUUAGGUUGCCAUGCGUCAUGUGGUUGUUAACAGAAAUUUUUUCCGGCGCUUUUUUUCCGGAGGUGAAUGGUGCCAUUUCGGAACCAAAUAAAAAAAGAGACGAAAGGAUUGUGUUAUUAAACAAAAUAAAAUCAGCGCAUGUCUCUCCAUCAUGGGGAAAAUGUUUCAAGCAGUCUUAUGUGAAAAACAAGAAAAGUUCGUGCUCUUAGAACAACUGAUUGUGAGUGACGUCGGCCGUCUCCUAUCAGAUCUUCAACAUGAUGAGGUCAGGAAGAAUUUGAUUCUCGCAAAUUUAAACACGCCUUUCAAAGAGGUUCUAACGACGACGACGUCAGAUGAAUUGUUGUUCGGAAAGAGCCUCGAAGAAGGCCCUGCCUCGACGUCAGACCGGUCAGCAUUUUCAGAGGACGUCGGAAACGGGCGGGAAGAAACCGUAUAUAUCGAAAAACCUGAACAACACUUCGCGGCAGAGGGACAACCGUCGUCGGGAGGAACCAAAACGGAGACAAGAGCAGCGUUAUUAUCGGAAAUUCUAGUUGAACCUGGAACCGCAUCCACUGUAGAAGAGCCUUUCCCUGGUAGUCGGGAGGUUAUAGUGAGAGCUUGCCAAGCAAAACAUAUUCCGGAAGAAGCAUUACAUUUGAUGAUCUCGUCGCUGCGUCUUUCGUUGCUUAAACAGUAUGACUGCGCUUUAAGGAAGUGGUGGAAUUUUUGUCAGAAAAAGAAGAUCAGUCCCUUUCAGCCAUCGAUAGAGGAAGCAACUGAAAUUCUCGCCGAAGAGUUCAAGGGAGGAGCGGCUCAUGAAUCGCUUAAUUCCCUUAGAUCGGCGUCAAGGUUUUCAUAUUCGACGUCUGUUCAAAGGAAUAUCGGAACUUCGCCCAUCAAGGCCAAAAUAUGAUCAUACAUGGGAUCCAAAAGUAGUUUUGGAUUAUUUUGAUAAGUUGGAUGACAAUGAGAAUAUGCCGCUGUGCUUACUGUCUGGAAAGCUCAUCACUCUUUUAGCUCUUAUAACGGGUCAGAGGAUGCAGACGCUGUCAUUAAUCAAAUUGCAGAACAUCGAAAGAAGUCAGGACGUGAUACAGAUGAAGAUACCGGAUAUAAUCAAAACAUCGGGCCGAAAUCGUUCACAGCCACUUCUAUUAUUACCUAAAUAUGAUAUAAAUGAAAAAAUUUGUCUCGAACGAACUUUGGACAAUUACUUACAAAAGGCAGAACGAAUAAAAGGUCAAGUUGAUUCGUUGUUUGUUUCUUUAAAGAAACCAAUUUGAAAAGUUUCGGCUGGAACUCUGGCAAAAUGGACAAAAAAUGUUUUAAAAGCGAGUGGCGUCGAUACUUGGAUAUUCUCAGCUCAUAGCACGUUUCAUGCGUCAAUCUCAGCUGCCAAACAAAAGGGUCUUGGCAUCGACAGCAUCAAAAAGGCGACAGGUUGUUCAGAGAAGUCUCGAUUUUAUGACUUGCCAGUUGUACCGGAUAACACUGCGUUUGCUAAUGCAAUCUACGAAAAAGCUGUGUUAUUUUAGCAUCUAACAUAAAGAUUUAUUUUGAUGUUAAUGGUA